Molecule: messenger RNA, 2177 nt
Organism: Xiphias gladius (swordfish)
Lineage: Eukaryota; Metazoa; Chordata; Actinopteri; Istiophoriformes; Xiphiidae
Gene: kbtbd2
Product: kelch repeat and BTB (POZ) domain containing 2
Exons: 3
Coding region: 60-1958 (632 amino acids)
Molecular function (GO): protein binding
Source: RefSeq, a predicted model, not a curated record
UCCGGUUCUGCCGGCCGUGUGACUUUUCAAAACUGGGGCGCGAUUCAUGGGAUGCAACCAUGUCGGAUCUCAGUGAGCGCAGGCCGGUCAACACGGACUACGCUGUCUCCCUGCUGGAGCAGCUCAAGUUCUUUUACGAACAGAAAUUGCUGACUGAUGUUGUGCUGCUGGUGGAGGACACGGAGUUCCCAUGUCACAAGAUGGUCCUGGCCACAUGUAGCUCCUAUUUCAGGGCGAUGUUCAUGAGUGGCCUCAGCGAGAGCAAACAGACCCACGUCCACCUGAGGAACGUGGACCCGGCCACCCUGCAGAUCAUCAUCACCUACGCCUACACGGGCAACCUGGCCAUCAGCGAUAGCACCGUGGAGCCGCUCUACGAGACUGCCUGCUUCCUACAGGUGGAGGACGUCUUGCUGCAGUGCAGAGACUAUCUGGUGAAGAAGAUAAACGCUGAGAACUGUGUUCGCAUGCUGAGCAUCGGCGACCUGUUCAGCUGUAGCGAGUUAAAGCAGAGCGCCAAGCGCAUGGUUGAGCACAAGUUCCCCAUGGUGUACCGACAGGAGGCCUUCCUUCAGCUGUCCCACGAGCUGUUGAUAGAUGUCCUUAGCAGCGACAACCUCAACGUGGAGAAGGAGGAGACGGUGCGCGAGGCGGCCAUGCUGUGGUUGGAGUAUAACAUGGAGGCGCGCUCGCAGCACCUAUCCUCCGUGCUCAGUCAGAUCCGCAUCGAUGCCCUGUCAGAGGUAACGCAGCGUGCCUGGUUCCAGGGUCUGCCGCCCAAUGACAAGUCCGUGGUGGUGCAGGGCCUCUACAAGUCCAUGCCCAAGUUCUUCAAGCCUCGAUUAGGCAUGACCAAGGAGGAGAUGCUGAUUUUCAUGGAGGCCAUGUCAGAAACGCAAGGUGAGGGCUAUGUAAUGUCCGGGUCCCUGCCUACUACGGUAGUGUGUUACAGUCCGCAGGCAGAGAAAGUGUACAAGCUCAGCAACCCCCCGGGAGACCUGCAGAAGGUGGGGACCCUGGUCACGCCUGACAACGACGUGUUCAUCGCUGGCGGACAGAUCCCUCUCAAAAACUCUAUCACCAACCACGGCAAGAGCGGCAAGUUACAGGCGGUCUUCCGCUCGGUCGAUAGCUUCUUCUGGUUUGAUGCCCAGCAGAAUGCCUGGGUACCCAAAACCCCCAUGCUGUGUGCCCGAAUCAAGCCCUCGCUGGUCUACUGCGAGGGCUACAUCUAUGCAAUCGGGGGAGAUAACGUUGGAGGAGAGCUGAACAAGCGCACGGUAGAGCGCUACGACUGCGAGAAGGAUGAGUGGAGCAUGAUGAGCCCCCUGCCCUUCGCCUGGAACUGGAGCACCUCCGUGGUGGCACACGACUGCAUCUACGUGAUGACCCACGACCUGAUGUACUGCUACUUCCCCCGAGCCGACACCUGGGUGGAGAUGGCUAUGCGCAAGACCAGCCGCUGUUUCGCCUCCGCAGCGGCCUUCGGUGACCUCAUUUUCUACAUCGGUGGCCUCCACGUGGUCAGCAACUCUGGCAUCCGCCUGCCCACGAGCACCAUCGACGGCUCGUCCGUCACCGUGGAGAUCUACGACGUCAACAAGAACGAGUGGCGCCUGGCUGCCAACAUCCCUGCCAAGCGUUACUCGGACCCAUGUGUGCGGGCAGUGGUGCUGCUCAACUCGCUUUGCAUUUUCAUGCGCGAAACCCACAUGAACGAGCGCGCCAAGUAUGCUAUCUAUCAGUACGACGUGGAGCUGGACUGCUGGUACCUGCGGCAGCCCGUGUCCGAACGCGUACUCUGGGAUCUGGGUAAGGACUUCCGCUGUGCGGUGGGGAAGCUGUACCCCUCCUGCCUGGAGGAGUCCCCCUGGAAACCCCCAACCUACCUCUUCUCCCCCGACGGAGCCGAGGAGUUCGAGGUGGACGGGGAGCUGGUGACCCUCCCUCACGUAUAACUCUGAACCUCCCCUCCCCUACCUCGCUGACUGAAGCAGGAAAUCUGUAACGCUGAGGGAUGAACAUGAAGGGGGGGCCGAUGAGUUCUGAGAUAUGAAAGGGUUUGAUGUUCUCUGUUGUGGAGGGAUCUCUGGACUAUGGAGGUUUGCAUUAGCUACAGCUGUUGCUGGGGAAUGAUGCAACCCAAUACAAGAAGCUUGGAGCGAAAAAGAUGCCCC